This is a messenger RNA of Perkinsus marinus ATCC 50983, 1299 nucleotides long. Its product is annotated as vacuolar amino acid transporter, putative. Gene Ontology annotation, molecular function: amino acid transmembrane transporter activity. Bases 1 to 1299 code for a protein of 432 amino acids. The record is from RefSeq and is a predicted model, not a curated record. Gene Ontology annotation, cellular component: vacuolar membrane. The transcript is spliced from 2 exons. Gene Ontology annotation, biological process: amino acid transmembrane transport. Lineage: Eukaryota; Perkinsozoa; Perkinsida; Perkinsidae.
AUGAGCCAAGUAGACCGAACGCCUUCAGUGAGCGAUGAUUCUUCAGAUAAGAAGGUCGUUAGUGAUGUUAGUGAAGACUCUCUUGAUGGGAAGUGCUCUAACCUCCGGUCCAUUUUGAAUAUCAUUCUCACAGCUAUAGGUUUGGGUGUCAUCACCCUUCCGACUGUCAUGGCCAAGUGUGGCUGGAUCGGCGGUGUUAUUGUCCUCUUCUUCGGUGCUGCCCUGUCGGACUAUAUGGUCUGCAACCUCUACAAAGCCGUCACGAAUCAUCCCAAGGGAGAUCCUAUCAACACCUAUGAGGAGCUCGGCAGAGUCUGCUUUGGUCGAGCUGGUCAGAUCAUCACAGCCCUUAUUGUUCACAUCACCAUGAUCGGAGUUUGUGCCACUCUCCUCCUCCUUCUAGGCCAGAAUACCCAGAAGUUGGCUCCGGAGCUCUCAGUGACCGUAUGGUGCGUCAUCUGGGCAGCUAUAUGUGUUCCUCUAUCGUGGAUACGGUCCCUCAAGGACAUGUCUUACGUCGCUAUUGUAGGCCUUAUGGGCAUCAUAGCUCUCUUCGUCAUCAUUGCCGCCAAUGGUAUUGUACACGGAGUGACCACAGACGAGGAGAUUGAGUAUGAUCUCAUCAGCCAGGAUCCUCUCAACUGGGCUAUCUCGUUCGGCAAUGCAGUACUGUCCUAUCAGAUCGCCAGUGCUACUCCCAACCUACUUCGCGAGAUGAAGACACCCUCGGCUUUCCCCAAGGUGGCGUCUAUCAGUUUCUUUAUUGUGUUCUCGAUCUACGUUGGUGUUGGUGCCUGUGGAUAUUACGGCUAUGGUCGAAGUCUCGUAGAAGUGCCCAUCUUGGACAGCAUAACCCCACCGGACCAACCAUUGGAUGCCUGGGGAUAUGCCCUGGUUGUGUCGAUGCUGGCCCUAGCCUUCCCUCACUAUCUAGUCCUGCUCAUGCCCAUCGCUGCGUCCCUCGAAGAGGCGGUGAAGAUAGAAAUAAAGAGCUCGUCAAAGCGCGACUUCAUCAAGAGGGCUGUGGCUCGGACUAUACUGGUCGCCAUUACUCUCGUCAUUGCCAUCACAGUGCCCAGUGUGAAUAACCUUAUAAACCUUAUGAGUGUCUUCACAGUGAUCGCUAUGGCAGCUAUCCUCCCUGCUUUGUUCUAUGUAAGGAUGAAGGUUCUCAACGAAGGUUCGUUCGCGGCUGUGGUUAAGUCGAACUGGAUCGAAAUGUCUAUUAUCCUAUUCCUCACUCUCCUAUGCCUGCUCCUCAUGGGCGCAGGAGGUUAUGUGGCAAUCGUCACCUUCUAA